Molecule: messenger RNA, 3642 nt
Organism: Asparagus officinalis (garden asparagus)
Lineage: Eukaryota; Viridiplantae; Streptophyta; Magnoliopsida; Asparagales; Asparagaceae
Product: receptor-like protein 12
Exons: 2
Coding region: 200-3478 (1092 amino acids)
Molecular function (GO): protein binding
Source: RefSeq, a predicted model, not a curated record
GAAAAUCAAAAAAAAAAAAAACCACACACGAAAGUCUUCGCCAUAAUUGCAUAAUUAACAAUCAAUUAAUGAGCUUUAAUCAAAACCCCGCCACCUAAAAAGUCUUCAACCCACCAAAUAUUCCCAACAUCACAAUCACCCUCCUCCCUCUAUUGCCUGCUUCCGCGCACCGCCCUCCCUCUAUGUACUCUUCCCUCCGAUGAGUUCCCGUCACCGCCCCCUCCUCCCCCUCCUCCUCUUACUCCUACUCUCCUACGCCGGUAACUCUACCGACCCCUCUCAAUGCUCCUCCCUCCUAAACCUGAAACGAUCCUUCACCUCUGCAGACCUCGGCACGUGGCAGCCAGACACGGACUGCUGCGGGUGGGACGGCGUCCUCUGCGACCCAGUCUCGGGCCUGGUCACCGCCCUCGACUUAAGCCACCGCGUCAUCGCCGGUAAGCUCACCGCAGGUCUCUUUAAUAUCACCUCCCUUCGAAAGCUCAACCUUGCGUAUAAUGUGUUUGAUGAAAUUCCUAUUCCGAAUGAAAUUGGGUCGCUUUUAAAUUUGACCCAUCUUAAUUUAUCAAAUGCUGGGUUUGCUGGGCAAGUGCCCAUUGGGAUUGCGAAGUUGACGAACUUGGUGUCGCUUGAUUUGUCGACGAUUUCCUUGUUUCAGAGUUCUCUUAGUCUUGUGAAUCCUAAUCUUGGAACUUUGAUUGGGAAUUUGAGUGAGUUGAGAGAGUUGUAUCUUGAUAGUGUAAACAUUUCGGCAAAUGGGCAUCGGUGGGGCGCAGCGGUGGCGAAAUCUACUCCGAAACUGACAGCUUUGAGCUUGACGAGCUGUUCGAUCACUGGGCCUAUUGAUUCUUCACUCUCGAAGUUGAGCAAUUUGUCGGUGGUUCGAUUGGAUCAGAAUGAGUUGAAUUGCAGUGUGCCUGAUUUCUUCGGAAAGUUGUCUUCUUUGAGUGUGGUUAGUCUCAGUUUUUGUGGGCUUACUGGAUUUUUCCCAAAGGAUGUGUUUGUCUUGAAGAACUUGACAAAUAUUGACUUGUCGAAUAAUCUGAUGCUUUCUGGGUCAUUGCCAGAUAUCUUUAGUGACAGUAGGUUGAAUAGUUUGGUGCUAUCCGGGUCGAAUUUUUCUGGGUAUUUGCCGAAUUCUAUAGGGAAGCUGAAAUCUCUGACAAGAAUGGAUCUUUCCAAUUGUCAAUUUUCAGGAGUCAUACCCUUUUCAGUAGGCAGCUUAAGCCAAGUGGUUCAUUUGGAUCUAUCGAUGAAUAAUUUCACUGGUCCAAUCCCUUCUCUUCUGCCACCAAGAGUGUCUGAGCUGAUACUUUCACACAAUAGGCUGACUGGUCCUAUCCCUUCAUCUAUCGGAAAGCUUGAGCAUGCAGUGAAGAUUGAUUUUUGUUAUAAUUUUCUCUCUGGGAAAAUCCCCGCAUCUCUAUUUGCUCUCCCAUUGUUACAAGAAGUGCAAUUGAGUAUGAACCAACUUUUGGAUGUUGAAGAAUUAAAAAAUGGAUCAUCUCACUUGGCAACUGUGGAUUUGAGCAACAAUCUAUUGCAAGGAGAGAUUCCAAGGUCAGUCUUUCAGCUCUCGGGGCUUAAAGUUCUUAACCUCGCAUCGAAUAAUUUUAGUGGGACAGUCGAAGUUGAUUGGUUUACCGCUCUUAGUAACCUCUCGAGUCUGGAUCUAUCAAAUAAUAGGAUUUCGGUAGAGGAUAAGGGUGGUAAUGGUUCUAUCCCCAAAUUUGGCACGUUGAUGUUAGCUACUUGCAAUUUGACCAGGAUUCCAAGUUUCUUAAUGCAUCAAGAUCAGAUGGGCAUCUUAGACCUCUCAAACAAUAAAAUUCAUGGUGCAAUACCCAAUUGGAUAUGGAAUAUUGGGAAGAAUAGUCUGACGUAUUUAAACCUCUCUUUCAACAUGUUCACCUCUGUUGAAGGUCCUCUUCCAAAUUUCAACAAGAAUACACCAAUAAUUCUUGAUCUCCAUUCGAACUUGCUCAAAGGGCCUAUACCACUUCCCCCAACAAAUACCAUCGUUCUUGAUUACUCAAACAACAAUUUCUCAUCUUUUAUUCCACCAAAACUCACCUCCUACCUUAAUUUUACCAUUUUCUUUUCACUUGCUCACAAUAACAUAACGGGAGAGAUUCCACCAUCAAUUUGUAAUGCAAUCAAUCUCCAAGUCCUUGAUUUCUCUGACAACAAUUUGAAUGGUUUGAUACCUCCAUGUCUUUUGGAAAGUUAUAAUGAACUCCGAGUGCUAAACUUAGGAGAAAACCAUCUUCGAGGAAGUAUUCCUUGGAACAUUAGUGAAGAAUGUGGGUUAAGAACAAUAAAUUUCAAUAAUAAUCAUUUGGAAGGGAAUGUACCUAAAUUAUUGACCAGAUGCAAUGAGCUCGAGGUUCUUGAUCUUGGAAGCAAUCACAUAAAUGGGUCUUUUCCCUUUUGGCUUGAGAGCAUUGAUUCCCUUCGAGUUCUCAUCCUGAGAUCAAAUGAACUCCAGGGAACUAUUGGUACUACUCCAGGCUCUAAUUCACAUAACAAACCCUUCUCGAUGCUUCAAAUCUUUGAUAUCUCCUCUAAUUACUUCAGUGGCACUCUUCCAUUAGAUUGCUUCAAGAAUUUGAAGGCAAUGAUGCAUUCUGAUUCAAAUAUCUCGACGCUGCAAUUUGAGUACAUGAAGUUGGAUCCCUCCUACUAUCAGAACACGGUUACAGUUACAAGUAAAGGGCGUGACAUGACGCUAGUAAGGAUAUUGACGAUCUUCACAUCACUUGAUUUCUCGAACAACAGCUUCCGAGGCAAUAUACCAGACAUUAUUGGGGAUUUUGUUUCCCUUGAAGUGCUAGACUUUUCUGACAAUGAACUUACAGGAAAUAUUCCUUCAUCAAUUGGAAAUUUGAUGCAACUUGAGUCAUUGGAUCUCUCAGGGAAUUUUCUCUCUGGUGAGAUUCCUAUGACACUAAGUAAUCUCACUUUCCUCUCGUUCUUGAAUCUUUCAAGCAACAACUUGAUGGGCAGAGUUCCUCAAGAAAAUCAGCUCUCUACAUUCACAAAUACGUCUUUCGAAGGGAAUGAAGGUUUAUGUGGUGACCCGUUAACAAAGCAGUGUGACAAUUCAAGUGCAAAUCCAAACCGUAGAGCUUUUGUGCCUGCGUCUGAAGUAAAUUGGUAUUUUGUGUUCAUAGGGUUAGGAUUCGGAGGGGGGUUGGCUAUGGUGAUUGGAAUUAUAACGUUUUGGGAGAAAGGGAGAAAUAGGUACAAUAAGAAGGUUGAUGGGCUUCUUGAUCCUGUUCUUGUUUUUGCAUUUUCGCUAGUCUGUGAUUACUUCAGAGAUAGGAGAGUUGGAGCUGAGGAGGUGGUGGACUGUGAUUCUAAGGAGAUCGAUCAUGGAAGAAGGUUUUGUGUGUUCUGUACUAUGUUAGAGUUUUCUCAUGGAAGAACACGGGUACAUCAUGUUAAAUGUGAUUGUCCCUUGGAAGAGGAGAAUUGAGUUUUUGUGUGCGUGCGUGUGUGUAAAUAUAGCAGCAAGUAUACAUACCAUGUGAACAAUACAAAGGCACCAAGAUAUAUAUCAGUGGUGCAUGAUGAUGGACUAGGCAAAUGUAUUGUUAUCAUUUUUUUUGGAAGUUUUCAUUACAAUAGUUUGAGAGUUCU